UUUAAGUUUAUGCCCCUCGUACAAUAUCAGCAUGACUCGGAAACUAUCAAUCACAGUCCGGUGCAGUCGGAAAUCUGGCCUCGCCCACAGCGGUAGUUAAACCUCUAGCAUUUAUUAACGUCGUUGACAAAUGGACAGAAGCAUAAUUAGAUUUAGCCACUGCGAUAAAUACAUAUAUUGCUUUUCUUUUCACAACAGCGACAGUGGCGGAUUUGUCGAUUCUGCUGGAAGAUCAUCUUCGCCGCAUUGUCCUCUUUGUAACAGUCGUUUACGGUUCAGUCUGUUGGACGCUCCUGUCAGCAUUCGAACCCCUUUUGAUAAUGGACAUGCGAUUCCGUAUGCGCUUACUAUUGGGUCCAUGCAUGGACCAUUAUAUAUCAGCGAGCGGGACAACUCGGAGCUGCAUGUGGGAAUAACAAAUUCUAAAGGCGUGGUCUAUAACUACACCAUGAAAGGCGUCAGAAGAGAUGAGACUGGAUGGGAACAGUGUGUAGCUGUCCGGCUGGUCCAGCCAGGUGCAGCCAGUGCCGUGAGCCUGUGGGACCGAGAGCUGGAGCACUUUGCCUUGUCAGACAUGUGGCCCCCUGAGAGAUUUCACGAAGAGAGGGAGUUCGGCACUUGCUGUUAUGCUUUUGCUCUUGGCUUCAUAAAUCAAGUGAGGGCUGCUGGAGGUAAACGGUGUCUAACCAGAGAUGAAUUCACGGCCAUACACAUCCUUCCUAGAAUGAAGACAACCUCCACGUAUGUUCAGAUCUACAGGGAGGUGCUUGAGCAUGACUUCUACAUGAUAGAUAGACCCAGAGAUGGAACGGGCUAAAAUGGAACAUUUAUCAGCAGUUAGUAAGGAAGAAAAAUGGCAGCGAUAAACAUUUGUAAUGGAAAAUGGACGUUAAGCAGGCCGGCGGCAUAUUCUGGUAUGUAUGGGCGUGUUACACAGAGCAGAAGUAUUAUUUAUGUGCUAUCAAACUCUAAAUCAAUAGAUGAAUUGUAUUGUAUUUAUAACCCAGACCCACAUUUUGCUCCAUUCCCACUUCUGUUUAAUUUACUAUGCACACUGCUUGAUUGUGCGUGCUCAUUAUUAUGGAUGAAGUUCGCUAGUGUAAACGAUAGCUAGUGAAGAGGUCAGCAGGCCUGUGAUGUCAUGCAGCCCCAGCAAAUCAUGUGGGAUCAUGGCAUGUGAGGGACAGUGGUUUUGAAUUUGUUAAUGUGCUAUAGCUUUACCAUAAGAACCUGUCUGUAUUUCUGCUUCCUAUGUUAGAAACAAUAUACAAAUGAGCCAUUUUAGGUGUCCAAAUUUUUGUGCCAAAGUAUUAAAAACUGAAUAUAACAAAUAUUAUGCAUAAUAAAGCAGUUUUGCUGUUUUCUAAUUCUAA
Molecule: messenger RNA, 1373 nt
Organism: Paramormyrops kingsleyae
Lineage: Eukaryota; Metazoa; Chordata; Actinopteri; Osteoglossiformes; Mormyridae
Gene: mkrn2os.1
Product: MKRN2 opposite strand, tandem duplicate 1
Source: RefSeq, a predicted model, not a curated record